AUGAUUAAACAACAACAACUUAAGGCGCAAAGCGCCCAGGUCCUUCAGACCAUUACAUACGCCAUAUAUGCAUAUAAUUCAAAGACGGCAGAACAAACGCAAAGGUUGAAAUAUGGAGAUUUGGAGAUAGUAUUGAAAAAUGACCAUUUCGAAUUCGUUUGCAAAGGUGGUGCAGUGAUAUCAAAUAUAAAAGAAAUUUUAUUUAUGAAUUCAAAAAUUAAAGGAAUAACGGAUGAUAUAACAUCAAUUCCACCAGAAGAACAGAGAUAUUACGCAUUAAAUGCAUUUCCUAAAGUUUUGAAGAUUGGAAGAUUUAAUUUAAAUGAGGAAUUCAUAGAAGGUUUCCUAAAUGACAUAAUGAAGAAGGUGGAUAAGGAAUAUGUGGAUAGUGAGUUAAAUAAGAAGGCAAAUUUGGUUUAUGUUGAUGAAAAAGAUAAUGAAAUUAAAGAAAAGGUUGAAUGGUAUCAUGAAUGGACAUUUGAGACUUUUAAAGUUAAAGCUGAUACAGAAUGGGUUUCAGGAUGUUUAGACCUUAAAGCAGAUAAAACUUAUGUUGAUGAAAAUUAUGCAAAGAAGUCGGAAGUAAAUGAUGUGAUUACAAGCAUGAAAAAUGAAAUACUUCAAACAUUAUAUCCUGUUGGUUCUAUUUAUACGUCAAUGAACUCAACAAAUCCAUCAACAGUUUUAGGUUUUGGUAUGUGGAAGCAGAUUGUAGAUAAAUUCUUAUACUGUGCUAGAUAUUCAAAGCAAACAGGAGGUUCGAAGAAAAUUAAAGAAGCAAACCUUCCACCACACACUCAUACAGGAACUACAAACACAACAGGUAAUCAUUCACAUUCAAUAACAAAAAGAGGUUAUACAAAUCUUGCAGCGGGUUCGGAUAGACAAGGAAUGAAUAGAUCUGAUAUCACAACUGACCCAGUAGAUUCAAGCACAGGUAUUUUCUGUGGAACCGCAGGAAAUCAUUCACACACUUUCACAACAAAUCCAACAGGCUUGGGUAAAGAUUAUAUGCCACCAUUUGUGACUGUAUUCGCAUGGUACCGCAUUCAUUGA
This is a messenger RNA of Trichomonas vaginalis G3, 1056 nucleotides long. Its product is annotated as keratin-associated protein family. Bases 1 to 1056 code for a protein of 351 amino acids. The transcript has a single exon. The record is from RefSeq and is a predicted model, not a curated record. Lineage: Eukaryota; Parabasalia; Trichomonadida; Trichomonadidae.